GUGGUGGUGGGAGGACGGCGACACAGCCUCACGACCUCACAGCAUCAAGUGUAAACACAUUUCACGAAGCCCACAGCAUUACUGGAACAUUCACUCGGUGCUUUAUCUAGGCCUCGAGGCUACUAAACGAAGAUUAAUCCUUAUCAGACAUUAAAUUUAUACCUAGAGUUGUCGUGUUGGUGAUGAGACUCAGAAAAUCUUGAGACAGGCAGAUGUGAAUUUGUACAAGAGUGACCCAUAUUGACACACACACACACACACACACACACACCUUACGCAGAUUUGGACUCCCUGGACGAGACUGAACUAACCCUGGAGCAGAGGAUGGAGGAGGAGAACAAAGCCUCCCCGGCCUCCUCCUACCACAGCGAGGAGACCAACACAGGCCUGGAGACCUCACUGAGUGACGACGAGUUCCUCAACCUAUCGCCGAAGGGACAGAAAUGCCUACAGGAGUUUCUGAACAGUUUGCCGCUCGAGGGAGUGUACUGUAACGCUACCUGGGACUCGCUCUAUUGCUGGCCGGCGACGAAGGCUGGGACAACAGUGAACGAGUCCUGCACUACGGUCUUCAGUGAUGUACCAGACUUCCGGGACCCUGAUGCGUUGGCGUUCCGUGAGUGUGACAGGUCCGGCUCCUGGCUCUGGGGUGACUGGACAAAUUACUCCCAAUGUCUCAACGUUAUAGAACACCAGCAGGCGACGUCAUGGGUAGUGGAUUCAGUACGGUACAUCAUCUUCCUGGGCGCCCUGCUCUCUCUCGUCACUCUCACCAUCACCAUCUUCAUCUUCACAUACUACAGGACUCUGGAGUGUGACCGGCUGCGUGUUCACAGGAACUUGGUGGUGUCCCUCAUCAUUCAUUUCCUGGUGAUGGUCGUCCUGAGUGAGCCCUUCAUCUCUCAUCGUCAGACACGUACCUACCGUGACGUGGACUGGUUGUGCAAGACACUACUGGCCCUCAGGAUGUACGCUCAGAUGGCUUCUAUCAACUGGAUGUUCGUGGAGGGGCUGUUCCUUCACUCGAGGCUCACCUGCAACGUCUUCGACUCUGGGGCUCCCUUCACUCUCUAUUACAUUAUUGGCUGGGGGGCGCCGUUGGUGUUCAUCCUGGCCUGGGCUACCACCAUGUCCCUGCGCUAUCCCGUCCACUGUUGGCAGGGCUACGGCGGUCUACUGUAUGUGUGGAUACUAGUAGCACCCAUGGUCACUGCUCUGAUGAUCAACUUGGUGUUUCUGGUGAACAUUAUUAGGAUCUUGGUGACCAAACUCCGUGCUAGUGACGCAGUUGAGACCACACAAGUAAGGAAAGCGAUUAGGGCGACUGCAGUGUUGUUCCCGCUCUUAGGCAUCACCAACCUCCUCUUCUCCGUCAACCCUGGCGGUAAGGGCGACCUGGAGGGCGCCUACAUGCUCACCAACGCCCUCCUCCAGUCCUCCCAGGGAGUCUUCGUGUCGGUGCUGUACUGUUUCAUGAGCAGUGACGUAAGAGAGCUGCUGCGGAAGCGAUGGCGGCAACAUCGUACGCGGCGCUUCGGCUACGCGGCAGCCAACCAUCGCCACAAGAGUACCCGCAGCACCUUCGUCCUGGAGAACUCAGUAUCCGUGAGGACCACCCCACGCCUCCCCGACACCCACGACCAUCCUGUCACCCAUACCCUCAGUAACCACGCCAUCCAGACCUCCGUGGUGUGACGUAGUUGAUAUCAGUAUACUGUACAGUCAGGAAUUUGUAUGUAGACUCAUUUGUUUCUGGUUGAACAUAGUCAGCCACAUACCCGUCUUUCCUGACCUGAAUGAUAGAUCUUAGCAGCACGCGAGGGACUCUGAACGCAGCCACUGACCAACUCUGAGUCACAUUUGCUUAUUCUAAAAAACCCGCCACUACACCUUAGCGAACACUGGUGACGGGCAGCAGGAGUUUAGAAAUCUUCAUGUUGGUAUCUUAAGUGAUCACACGACCGUCUUCUAACACAAUCUUGAUGGGUAAUAGUUUAGAACUUUCGUCUUCGUGAUAAGAACCCCAUAAACUACAGACAGGAGACAUCUGUGGUUUGUCAAGGUUCUUUUAGCUAUAAGAGGUGGUGCUACUGUUAGCUGUAAAUAAUGUAAAUCACAUCACUGGUACUUGCGCUCUCUUUACCGCCCAUCAACACUGUGUUUCAGGCGACUAUCACUAAUCGCGUUAACAUAAAGCAGCAGUCUAAUAUGUUCUAACUGUCUUUAUAUAUUUUAUGAUAUUUAAUUUUUAAUGUUCAAAGCUAAAAAAAAUUCAAGUAACACUAAGAAUAAAAAUACUCAUUACAGCU
Homarus americanus (American lobster) is the source of this 2309-nucleotide messenger RNA. Its product is annotated as corticotropin-releasing factor receptor 1-like. Lineage: Eukaryota; Metazoa; Arthropoda; Malacostraca; Decapoda; Nephropidae. Gene Ontology annotation, biological process: cell surface receptor signaling pathway; adenylate cyclase-modulating G protein-coupled receptor signaling pathway. The transcript is spliced from 11 exons. Gene Ontology annotation, molecular function: G protein-coupled peptide receptor activity; peptide hormone binding. Gene Ontology annotation, cellular component: plasma membrane. The record is from RefSeq and is a predicted model, not a curated record. The coding region runs from base 325 to 1695 and encodes 456 amino acids.